This is a messenger RNA of Saprolegnia diclina VS20, 561 nucleotides long. RefSeq lists its product as hypothetical. The transcript has 2 exons. Bases 1 to 561 code for a protein of 186 amino acids. Lineage: Eukaryota; Oomycota; Saprolegniomycetes; Saprolegniales; Saprolegniaceae. The record is from RefSeq and is a predicted model, not a curated record.
AUGUUGUCGAUGCUCGCUCGGUCGGCGCCCCGUUGCUCUCUUGUCGCACGCUGCUUCUCUAGCGACAGCGCUCGCGAAAAGCUGCGUGUGCUUACGACCAAGAGCUUUGUGUACGCAGCGCGUGACCACCCCAAGACGCUUGUUUACGUCUGUGCACUCGAGGCCAGCGCGACCUUUGAAGUGACUGUGAACGAAGGCGCGGCCGUGGUCGACUGGCCCAAGGUCCUCCAGCGUGAGCUCGGUCUCGACUUUCUACCUGGCGUCAUAAAGGGGCUCCGUGACUUGGAUGUUGUCAACUUCAAGCACCCCGUCGACAGCGCCGAUGGACAUGUCGAAGAUACCGACGGGGCAGACACAGUCGACGCUGAAGAAGAGACUUCGACGAUGGCAACGUCCACCGGACGACACGAGUCCGACACGACAUCGACGACAUUUCCUUGUGAGACGACCAACGCGGCGAGUCUGCGUGUCGAGAAGGACGGCGAGAGUGUGCUGCUGCAAGCAGGUGCCAAUGUCUAUGACGCGUAUGCCGACGCCUUCUUCAAACAGCUUUGCCAGUAA